Messenger RNA from Psilocybe cubensis, 450 nucleotides. RefSeq lists its product as uncharacterized. The record is from RefSeq and is a predicted model, not a curated record. Bases 1 to 450 code for a protein of 149 amino acids. The transcript is spliced from 4 exons. Lineage: Eukaryota; Fungi; Basidiomycota; Agaricomycetes; Agaricales; Agrocybaceae.
AUGUCCACAGAAUCCCAGUCACUCAAUGCUCCUUCAGAUGCUCUCAAGGCAUAUGCUGCCUACCCAUUUGACACAGACGAAAACUACCAGCAAGGUCUAGCUAGUAUCCUGUCGGGAGGAACUUACGACACCUCAUCGUCUCAGGAGGUCCGAGAUGAAAUGAUAAGACGCACCCGAGUGUUUUAUUUCAACAAGAUAACCGGAAGUUCAAUCACCUUGGAGCAAGUCCGUGAAUUUGAACUUGCAACCCCUGCAGAUUCUGCCAACGACGAUGAGACCCGCGUUUUGACCUUUGCAGAGCUCAAAGAGUUGAUAGAAUCAGGCAAUGUCGACAAGAUACCAAAUAACAAAAUCAUCCCGGAUCGGCUGAACGAUGCUCCUCCUAGUCAGUCCAACGCCCCACUACCCAAGAAGCCUUGGGAAAAGGCGGCAGCAACCAAUUCGUCGUGA